Molecule: messenger RNA, 960 nt
Organism: Exophiala bonariae
Lineage: Eukaryota; Fungi; Ascomycota; Eurotiomycetes; Chaetothyriales; Herpotrichiellaceae
Exons: 4
Coding region: 1-960 (319 amino acids)
Cellular component (GO): cytoskeleton
Molecular function (GO): actin filament binding
Source: RefSeq, a predicted model, not a curated record
AUGUCUACCACUACAGUGACUUAUACAGAGGACAAAGAUGGGAACCAGUUUCCUCUACCUCUCACGAAGACCGCACUAUUGUCUCCUCGAGGGUUUACGUUCUUCAACAACCGAACGGGACACUUUCCCGGACAGUUGGAACCUAUCCGAAAAGUUAGAUAUCCAAGAUUCGAAACAUUCGAGAAAGAACGAGCGUUUCGUAAAUUACACCAUGCAGCGGCCUUGAGAUGGCUUGGUUCUCAGGGAUAUGGCAAUGAAGGUGCUGGUGGCCACAUGACAGUUCGCGAUCCAGAGCUGGAGGAUCACUUCUGGAUCAAUCCCUUCGCUAGGAGUUUUCAUCAUCUGACACCUGAUGAUCUUGUCCUGGUCAAUGAUAAGGGUAUUGUAGUUGGUGGCAACAUGCAUUGUGUCAAUCCAGCAGGCUACUUUAUCCAUUCCGCAAUUCACAGAGCUCGCCCAGACGUCCAUGCAGUUGUGCAUAUGCAUACCAUCGCAGGUAAAGCCUUUUCGGCCUUUGGGAAAGAACUUCCCAUGUGGAAUCAGGAUUGCUGCCAAUUUUUUGAAGCACAAACAGUCUUUCCUGCUUUUGAUGGAUUUGUUCUGGCUGCAGAUGAAGGGGAUGCAAUCGCAAAGGCUUUGGGGCCUACAAAUAAGGCAAUCAUCUUGCAAAAUCAUGGCUUGUUAGUCGUGGGUAGAUCACCUGAUGGUGCUGCCUUCACUUUCGGUGCUUUGGAACGCUGCAUCGAAGCUCAAUUCAAGACUGAGAGCUUGUCUCAACUGACCGGCUUCAACCCAACCCUAGUCACUCCCGAUAUGGCUAGAGGAGUGAAGAAAUACUACGUGGAUGAGUUCCAGUAUCUCACAUUUCAGCCUGCCUUCGAAGACAUGGUGCGUGCUUCAAACGGAGUUUUGCCCAUGGAGACUGAUGGAGAGAUUUAUCCUGAUUGGGAUGCUCCCUGA